AUGGCCUCCAAUAUUUCCAAGGCCGGAAUCACCACCGACGAAUCGACUGGCGAACGCUACAUCCCCUCUUCACUCCGCGCAGACGGCUCCAAGCGCCGUGAAAUCCGAGUUAAACCUGGCUACAAGCCACCAGAGGAUGUCGAGCUCUACAAGAACCGUGCUGCCGCAGCUUGGAAAAACCGUGGAAAAGGCGGGGUGCCGGGCGCAGAGACCCUCAGCAGUGGGGACGACAAAGCAGUGACACCACCAGCCGACACCACAUCUGCCAACAAGAACGCAAAACGCAGAGAGGCUAAGCGCAAGGCCAAGGAGAAUGAGACACCUACUCCUGAAACUGAGAAGAAGGGCUCUGACUCGGAUAACUGGCGUGUGUCUGCUCCGGCUCCGGCUCCCAAGAACGAGAACAAGCCAGCUGAAGAGCCCGUCGAUAUCGAAGCCGAAAACGAGAAGAAAGCGCGCAACCUCAAGAAGAAGCUUAGACAAGCGCGUGACUUGCGUGAUAAGAAAAUUCAAGGCGAAGCUUUAUUGCCUGAACAACUAGAAAAAGUCAUCAAGAUCAACGAAUUGGUCCGACAACUUGAGUCCCUUGGAUUCGAUUCCAACGGCGAGUCUAAGGAGGAUGGGAAGAAAGAAAAUGCUUGA
This is a messenger RNA of Penicillium angulare, 642 nucleotides long. RefSeq names its product putative RNA binding protein Pym. Gene Ontology annotation, cellular component: cytoplasm; exon-exon junction complex. Gene Ontology annotation, biological process: exon-exon junction complex disassembly. NCBI's taxonomy places the organism in Eukaryota, Fungi, Ascomycota, Eurotiomycetes, Eurotiales, Aspergillaceae. Gene Ontology annotation, molecular function: RNA binding. The transcript has a single exon. The record is from RefSeq and is a predicted model, not a curated record. Bases 1 to 642 code for a protein of 213 amino acids.